AUGGUGUGUGGGCAGGAUCGGUCAGAUCUGGCCUUAUCGGGCAUCGGGGACCCCGAUCUGUGCGAUGCAAUCAUCAGCGGCAGCGUCACUUACAAUGGCGGCGGCGUUCACGGUGCGGACUCACGCACCUGCACCAGUGAUGAUGGUCGUACUGUCAAUUGGAUUACCCUUAACCUUCGUACUCAUCUUAAUGGCAUGUUUGCUGCUGGCUAUGUGCAGGACCAUGAAUGGAGACAAGCUGUAACUGCAGCUGGAUCGGGUUGUAUUGUGGCUCUAUCAGUCGAGAGAUACCUUAUGAGCGAAAAUAUGCUGAUUGAAUUUCACCAGGCAUGUUAUUAUUUUCUUUGGCCAUUUGGCUUAUGUAUGUUUUGCUAA
Molecule: messenger RNA, 375 nt
Organism: Striga asiatica
Lineage: Eukaryota; Viridiplantae; Streptophyta; Magnoliopsida; Lamiales; Orobanchaceae
Source: the annotation of a GenBank genome assembly